AUGGAGAGCUUCGAGGAUAUGCAAAGUCGACAUCGUAAGGAGCAAAAAGACCUGCAAGGACGUAUAACACAAAAGAAGAAAGGCGCAUCGAAGAAGACUCGCAAAGGUGUAAACAACGAAUGUGAGGAACUGGAACGACAAUUGAAGGAACGGCAAGCUCAAGAGAUAGCAUCUUUGGAUGGUGAUAAUGUUCCAGAUAUCGAUGAUGUUCCAGAGCUUGACGAGGAAGCUUCAGAAGCUUCUGUGAAUGCGACUGAUGUAAAUGGUGUCAACAAUAUUACCGACUCUUUAGAGAAAUCCACAAUUGCGGAAACAACACAAUCUGAAUCAGGACAGCCUAAAAAGCGCAAUCGACAGAAGGAAAGGCUUGCACGAAGAGCAGCAGAACAAGAAGCUGCUAUAGAGGAAGCUAAGAAAGAAGCCGCGAAUAUGCCUGAUGAAAAAGAAGUAGAGAGGAAACGAAUGCAGGAGGAAUUCGCCUCGAGAAAUUUACAGGAGAAACAAAUCAGACCCGAUGGACAUUGCCUUUUCUCUGCCAUAGCCGAUCAAUUAUCACAAGCUGGAAUACCUCUUGGAGCCGAAGCAGAAGGAUUGAAGGACGAUCAGCGCUACAAAGUGGUCCGCAAAGCAGCCGCAACAUAUAUCGAAGGACACCCAGAUGAUUUUGUUCCAUUUUUAGACGAACCUCUCGAGAAUUAUAUUCACAAAAUUAGAGAUACUGCGGAAUGGGGUGGUCAUUUGGAACUUCUUGCUCUCGCAAAGACAUACAACGUUGAGAUUUGUGUUUUACAAAACGGAGCUGCCCAGAAGAUUGAGCCUGGAACAGACAAACCCGAGACGAUUCAUCUGGCAUACUAUCGACACGGAUUUGGAUUGGGCGAACACUAUAACUCCCUUCGAAGAGCACCAUAA
This is a messenger RNA of Botrytis byssoidea, 912 nucleotides long. RefSeq lists its product as uncharacterized. The record is from RefSeq and is a predicted model, not a curated record. Lineage: Eukaryota; Fungi; Ascomycota; Leotiomycetes; Helotiales; Sclerotiniaceae. Bases 1 to 912 code for a protein of 303 amino acids. The transcript has a single exon. Gene Ontology annotation, biological process: protein deubiquitination. Gene Ontology annotation, molecular function: cysteine-type deubiquitinase activity.